Molecule: messenger RNA, 3534 nt
Organism: Triplophysa dalaica
Lineage: Eukaryota; Metazoa; Chordata; Actinopteri; Cypriniformes; Nemacheilidae
Gene: pisd
Product: phosphatidylserine decarboxylase
Exons: 7
Coding region: 1259-2422 (387 amino acids)
Biological process (GO): phosphatidylethanolamine biosynthetic process
Cellular component (GO): mitochondrion
Molecular function (GO): phosphatidylserine decarboxylase activity
Source: RefSeq, a predicted model, not a curated record
AACGUGGAGCUGCUGUCUGAUGGUCAUUCAGUAUGACCUGUGAAUGACCGUCUCACCGAUAUUUACACAGACUUCUGUUAUAAUGCAGCCAUAGUCAGAUGUCAAGACCUCACAACGUGAACUUUAUGACUUUACACAUGCCACGAGGACAUUUCUGUAAUAACAAAACAUUAAGCUACGAGUAAACAAAAAGAGACCAACACUUCAUACACACAGCGGUCCUAACUAAGCACUGAUUUUUAAAGGAGGCAGACUUUCACUUGAGAAAUGAUGCACAGUAAUCAUAGUGUUUGGGUUUUAUUUGGAAUAACCAUAUAUUUACUGUGGUCUCAGCGCAAUAACCAUAGUUUAAGCUUGAAAUUUGUAGGAAAUCUGUGAUAAAACAAGUGGUAGCCUAACACAAAUGGUAACUGAUAAACCAAAUAACAUGAUAACUAGACAAACUUUACUAUUUCUGUAUUAAAACCACGAUUAAUUUAGUAAGGGAGCAAGUGCUUUUACAUAAUGCAUAUUAAGCAUAGCCUACAGAUGCUGUAUAUUUGCGAAUGUUCCUGUAGUCGACUAUCUACACAGUUAACACCGUUUUUUGUUCAAAAUCACUAUUAAUGGACCGAUUUUUGGUAGUUGUGCAAUAAAUAGGGAAUACGUCUGGCUGCUUGAGACCACGGCGUGCGCUCUUUGUGUAGGUGGUCCCGUUUUCCAGAAUAUUCCGACACAUAGAAUCGCCUUUGUUAUAUACCAACUGGCAUUAUACGGAAAAAUAGUAUCAAUGAGGUUCUGAUAUCCUAUUUCUUUCCCGAACCAAACCUGACGCGAUAUUUUUAUCCGCGUCGGUAAGGUUUUGAUACAAGUUCUGUUUCUCAAGCUCGUGAUGUUUGGAAAGAACAUUUUCCCACUUUCCUUUUCUGUAUUCAAUUGAUUUCAGAUGCCGGGUUGGUAAACACCGUUUCAAAACAAUGGCUAAAUGGGAAUUAUGAUGGUCGGAGCAAACCAGAAAAGGAAUCGGUCUCUGUAUGUUGUAAGACUAGCAGUCGCUAUUGUGACAGAAGUACAGUGAUGUGAUGAAAACAUGCGCGUUUUGUAUCGCGUCCGUUUGAUUCUGUCCGUUAUAUUUCUCCGCAUUUAAUACACCUCGUAGCUUUCACAGUAUGUGUUGGUUAGUUAUGUGUGUGUGUAUAAGGAGUGGAAUAGGCACGUUGACAGCUAAAGUCAUUAAAUAGGAAGUUAAACCAUUACUCACUGCUCUGGCUAAUGUUUAAUGCUGACGUCACACGCGCUUAAAAGACAUCAAUAUGUGAGUAAGCUCAGUAGAGACCGUGAGCCUUCCGUUGUGUCUUUGCACUGGUUGCAGUUCCCACAACUGGCCUUGCGUCGACGUCUAGGCCAGCUGAGCUGCAUGUCCCGGCCCACUACCCGCCUUCGCUCAUGGCCUCUGUCCUUCCUCUACUACAUCCUGCCCUUCGGAGCACUGAAACCUCUCGCCAAAGUGGGCUGGAGGCCCACAAGCAGAGUUACGAUCUACAAAACCAUACCCACGAGAUUGCUCUCCAGAGCCUGGGGUCGGUUAAACCAGGUGGAACUGCCCACUUGGUUACGGAAGCCAAUCUACAGUUUGUACAUAUGGACAUUUGGAGUCAACAUGAAAGAAGCGGCUGUGGAAGAUCUACAGCUAUACAGAAACCUGGGAGAGUUUUUCAGACGUAAACUCAAACCUCAGGCCAGACCAGUUUGUGACUCGCAUUGCGUGAUCAGCCCAGCUGAUGGCAAGAUCCUUCAUUUCGGUCGUGUAAAGAACUGUGAAGUGGAGCAGGUGAAAGGGGUGACCUACUCACUGCAGACGUUCCUUGGGCCACUCACCUGGACUGAAAAUCUCCUCAACAACAGAAAUGAGGACGACCCAAGCUCGUUCCAGGACACCCUGGUCACUAAGGAGGGAAAUGAGUUGUUUCACUGUGUAGUAUAUCUUGCUCCAGGAGACUACCACUGCUUCCACUCGCCUACAGACUGGAGAGUGGCACACAGACGACAUUUCCCAGGUUCUCUGAUGUCAGUAAAUCCAGGAAUUGCACGUUGGAUUAAGGAACUUUUCUGUCACAAUGAGCGCGUUGUCUUGAGUGGAGAUUGGACACAUGGCUUCUUUUCACUCACAGCUGUAGGGGCCACCAAUGUGGGAUCUAUUCGCAUAUAUUUUGACAAGGAGUUACGCACCAACAACCCUCGCUACAACAAAGGAUCCUACAAUGACUUCAGUUACAUAUCCAACAACAACCAAGAAGGCAUUUCCAUGAGGAAAGGAGAACACUUGGGCGAGUUCAACCUGGGCUCCACUAUCGUCCUGUUGUUUGAAGCCCCACGGAAUUUCACCUUCAAUUUGCAAUCGGGCCAGAAGAUCCGCUAUGGAGAACCUCUCGGGACAAUGUGACGUUGAGGAGAGGGUUGCGGAAGUUGAUGGACACGCUGAUCUGAGUGCAGAUGCUUUCAGGGUCUCAAAAACUAAUACACUGACAUUUACAGAGGUGUACUCUGUUUAAACUGAGAUACAUGUGUGCUCAUGUGUACUCACUCAAACCAACACGGUUGUAUUGUUGCCAUUGGGAUCUCCCAGUUGCAUUGAAGGUUAAAUGUUUGUUUCUGUAUUUUUUUUGUCAAAUACUGAAACUUCAUCCAGCUUUUAGUAAACUUUCGGUCAGUUUUUUCUGUUUGCCCAUAUUGCCUUCGGCUGGAGUCAUCCAGGAAUUGUACAGUUGAUUUGCAAGCAUUGUGACGCACCUUUCACACAUAUAAAAAGAGGGAAUGUAUGUACAAGAGACUAUGAUUCUCUGGUUUAUCAAAGGCGCUCGCCUCUAUCUUUCAUAAAGUUUUUUUCCGUCCAACUUUUUUUCUUCAUAUGGUGGGAGCAAUUUUGAGAAAAUCAUUACUAGUUUCACUCGCGUUGAGAGUUCUGGAAGAGUCAGAAAUCAGUCAUCAUUGCCAUCGUUCUGUGAUGUUGAAAUAUGCCUUUGCUUGUUGGUCUAGCGAUAAAUUGGGAGAUAAAUGUUGAGUAUUAUUAUGUUUUUAUCUAAAUUUGAUCAGUGCCAAAAAACUUGAUAUGUUUUUACUAACAUGUUUUGCCCUUUUGAUGUGAAUUCUCUUGUGAUCUUUGGGCUUUCAAGUUUUGUUCUCGGAGAUCUGUUUGUAUUUUUCUUUGUUUUAUUAACAAGCAUCGAGCAAGUUCAACAGACUCUAGGAUAAAGAGACGCUUAAUUCCCCCGGUCUGGCCCACACGUGAAGAUAAGAGGAAGAAUUCCUAUACCAGAAGUUUGGAUCUCUGGACACAAUUUGGGCUGUCAAUAUAUUAACAAAUCAAUCACUGAGCUUUUUUGUGCACCGGUCUAUACAUUUUUUCUUUAAAAAGAUAAGGAAAAAGUGUUAUUGCAUUUGUUUAACUUGGACAUUAAUGACACCCUAGUACAGAGUGCAAGAAACCUUGUUAAUAAAUUUUGGAGAUAAUUUCAAAUGUUGUGUUUUUUUACAUGAAUAAACAUUUAAAAUCUA